AUGGGGCGGCGUGAUUUCUUCACAAAUUUACAAUCAGAUAUUACGAUCGACAUCCUCUCUCGACUCCCUCUCGAAAGUAUUUCAAUCAGCAAAUGCGUUUGCAAAUCAUGGCUCACUCUUCUCAAUUCCAACGAUUUCAAAGUAAAAACCCCACCCGCCCUAGUUUGCUUGAAGUCGGUGGGGACAAACCAAACUCAGUGCACGAUUUUUGAAAUUUUAGACGAAGAAGAAGAAGAAGCCGAUUUGGAUAGCCACGAGUUUCACUACAUUACGCGCACAGAUUUCGAUACCCCUCACACAAUCAAAGCUAAUGGAUUGCUUCUUCUAUACCCACACGCAGAUGAUCCUGAAAUUUCUGUUUACAUAUGCAAUCCGAUCACUCGUGAAUAUAUCAGCCUCUGCCCUCCUGAGGGAUAUAAUUGCUUGUCGUGUUUUCAAUUUUGUGCGAGCAGAGUAAGUAGACAAUAUAAGGUGGUCUAUCUCGGUCUAACCCUUGAAUCCGACUCUUUUCAAGUAUACACCCUCGGAAUAGGAAUAUGGAGGCCCAUUGAAACCGGCGUUGCUUCUGGUUUCAGAUUCAAUUCCGAUGAACAUGUUGUAUGCAAUGGCAACCUCCAUUGGAUAGUAGAUGGUUUGGAUCAACCCUCCAUUCGAAUUUGUGGGUUUGAUGCUGAAACAGAACGUUUUAGCAUCUUCUCCGCCCCUCCAACUCUUCCUAUGGAUGGAGUUGUGGAAUUGAAUGUCAAGUUGACUGCUUUUAGGGACUGCCUGUGUAUUUGUUACGCACAAAAUUACUCUGAAAUUGUCAUUUGGUUGAUGAAAGAAUACCAUGUUGAGGAAUCUUGGACCAUAGAAUACAAGUUGAGUAUUACUUUUGAUGUGGAUUGGUGGGUUAAUAUGUCUGUUUAUCCUAUCAAAGUUUUCAGAGAUGGCGACGUUAUGAUGUUAAUGAACAGACAUCAACUCAUCUACUACUUUAACAAGACGAGAACCAGUCAACAAGUAGGUAUGUUUAGUGAUGAUGCGAGUGCAAGGUAUUACUUUACCUUUGCCAUGAUUUUCACUCCUAGCCUUUUCUCACUAAGAGUUUCAUAUUUGAGAAUGUGA
Messenger RNA from Salvia splendens (bonfire salvia), 1107 nucleotides. RefSeq names its product F-box protein At3g07870-like. Bases 1 to 1107 code for a protein of 368 amino acids. The record is from RefSeq and is a predicted model, not a curated record. NCBI's taxonomy places the organism in Eukaryota, Viridiplantae, Streptophyta, Magnoliopsida, Lamiales, Lamiaceae. The transcript has a single exon. Gene Ontology annotation, molecular function: protein binding.